AGAUAUAAAAACCACGUCCUUUUCAAAAAACAAAUCACAUUUACAACUUCAACUACAUCUUCAAACCUCAACUACAAAUUUUCAACAUGAACAACCACACUACUGAACAAAAGCCAUCCACCGUCGAGACCAUCAAGGAGAAGGCCUCCCACUUGCUCCACAAGGUCACCGGAAAGGAUCACCAUGAGGGUGAGACUACCCAUACUACUACCCACCCUGAAGGCCAACACCAUCAUGGCCAGGCUAACACCCAUGCUCCUGCCCCUGUCGCUACCGGUCACAAUGCUGAACCCAUCUACGAUCCCAACACCGUUGCUGCCGCCGCCGCCCCCGGAGCUCACAACAACCUUCCUACGCAUGCACAUGUUUCUCCCAAUGUUCCCACUGCAGCUGCUACAACUGUAUUCCCAACUGGGCCUCAAGGCAAUCACCAUCACGUAGAUCAUCAUCAUGGUGGAACUACUACUGGCGCUUCUACCGGUGCUGAGGCUGUCUUCCCUAGCACUGGUGCUGGUACUGCGCCUAUUACUGGUGCGCACGGCAGCCAUCACCAUGUCGAUCACCACCACGGUGGCGUUAACGCUGAUGGUGCUACUGUCGGUACUGCUCUUGAUGCUACCCAUCACAACAACCUCACCCACAAGUUGGGCGAGCAUCAUAGCCACGAAAACCCUCACCAUGGUGAUGACCCUCAACAUGGUGUCACUACUCGCUUGGUUGGCGUUCCCGGUGACGUUAACAACUUGGAAGGCGUUCACUUGAAGCCCACCAUGUAAAAAAAAAAAAAAAAAAAA
Messenger RNA from Lobosporangium transversale, 794 nucleotides. RefSeq lists its product as hypothetical. The record is from RefSeq and is a predicted model, not a curated record. Bases 87 to 776 code for a protein of 229 amino acids. The transcript has a single exon. Lineage: Eukaryota; Fungi; Mortierellomycota; Mortierellomycetes; Mortierellales; Mortierellaceae.